AUGCAUUGGAAAGGACUGCGUCUCGUGGCCGAUGGCAAGAGGCAGAGCACCAUGGAUCCUCAAGGCCUAUCCCGUCGCAGUGAACACCUUCCUCGUCCCUACCCCCCCGCCGAACCUAGACUAUCCGAGUCAAUUCCUCGCUCGCCCGGCUUGUCAGAAGAAGUAGAUCCAGGACUGCAGGUACCGGACGAGAACGGGUCAACCCAUGAGGUAUCUCAGUCGGACUUUGCAGGACCAUCCUCGGGGGACCGUCCCAACUUACGCCACAAGCGAUUCAGCUUCAUGAGACUACGCCAUGCUUCUGACCCCCAGCUAUCCAAGUCUUACGUCAAAGCGGGCGAGGAAACUCCCCCGGUCCCUUCCUUACCUCCUCCUAAAAUUAUCACUACCGCCCCGACCAGUCACGAGCUCGACCAACCGGUGAAACAGAGACCCAAGCUCAGCUUUCGACCGUCGUCAAGAAAACAGUCCAUGGAGGAAAUGUCUCGGAAAUCAAUGGAACAACCUGCGAAGCCUCGUAGAAGAGGUCAAGGAUCAACCGACUCCCAGGUUACCGACUCGACGCUUGCCAUGUCCCAGAGCAUUACCGAAGAGCCAGGGCGCUUGUCAACCAACUCACGGGGCGGGACCACACAGCCCAACGACUCCCAGCGCUCGUCGGUGAUCGAUCCCCGGUUUUCCGAAUCGUCUCGAUCAGACCAGAGCUACGGUGACCAGACAGUCACCCCAAGCAUUUCCCCUCGUGAUGUUCAACCCGUCACUACCGCAAAGCGAUUCCGUAUGCCACGCUUGACACGAUCCCGGACUCCUCUCUUUCCUUUACCCCCCAAAGUCUCGCAGCCGGCUGGAGGUGUGGAUAGUCGACCAAAGCUCCCCCCAGCAGAUACCCCAAAAUCCGAGCCUUCAGAUGGUCAGGACCAAGUUUCACCACUACCUUCGCCAGCUCGUUCCACCGUGGGAUUCGUUGCCUCCUCAAAUGUACCACCGCUAUUUCGAAAUGAUUCGACGAAUUCCGCUCGCUCAGUUCGGUCUAACCCCUCUUUUAAGAACCGAGGACGUUCGUCUACCAUGGGAUCGCUGGCCGAGAACCAAGACGACUUGUCCAUACCUCCAUAUUUGGCAUCUUCGGCGCGCACGUCCACUUCGACCAGUGGCCGCAAGAGUUUCGGUGACAUCUUUAAUAUCACGCAGCGAUUGAGGCAAAACUCAUCACCACCCUCUCCUCAUCAUGGUUCGCCCACGAUAGGUGGCGCCUCCACCCCCGUAAAGCAAGAGCUAGCAAUCCCAAAACAGGAAGAAAACGACACACCCGCUUCAUAUCUGACACGUUUAGAAGAAACUUUGCCUCGGGGCAUGAUUGCGGGUGUCCUCGCUCAAUCAGACGAGGAAUUCUACAAGGUGUGUCUCCGAAAACAUAUGAGAACCUUCUCAUACUUCGGUGACCCACUCGACAUGGCAAUCCGCAAACUUUUGAUGGAAGUCGAGCUUCCGAAAGAAACACAGCAGAUUGAUCGUUUCGUGCAAGCCUUUGCUGAUCGCUAUCACGAAUGUAAUCCUGGCAUCUUCACAUCCCCGGAUAACGCAUACUUUAUUGCAUUCUCGCUUUUGAUUCUUCACACCGAUGUCUUCAAUAAGAACAACAAACGGAAGAUGCAGAAGGCGGAUUAUGUCAAGAUAAGCCGCAGUGAAGGAAUAUCAGACGAUAUUCUUGAGUGUUUCUAUGAGAACAUCUCAUACACUCCGUUCAUUCGCGUCGAAGACGCCAAUCUCCCUGAUCGACACUUGGCGAAACCACGUCGCACUCUGUUCAAAACCACUAGCUCCGAAAAUUUGGCCCGCAUUGCACGGGAACCUGUCGACCCCUAUUCGCUUAUCCUGGAAGGUAAAUUAGGAUCUCUGCGGCCCAGCUUGAAGGAUGUCAUGGAUCUGGAUGAUACAUACAAUCAUUUUGGAACCGCUGGCCCACCCGACAUAGAUGCUCUUCACCAGGCCUUCACCAAGUCUGGAAUCUUGCAGAUUAUUUCUCUGCGCUCUCGUCCUGACGCGUUCAUGCCGGCUAGCUUAGAUAGCCCACGCGACUCAAAUCCCGGUCUGGUAGAUAUCAAAGUCGCCAAGCUCUACUUCUUCCGCAAUGUGAACUGGGUGCGCUCACUCAUGGCACAGCAGGAGGCAUAUGUUAAGAAUGGCCGUCAAGGGACUCUUGUCUUCAACCCGCCCCUUGCUGAAUUCAAGCCGGACAACAUUGUGUCUACUGGUGACACAGUUGCCCUCCUAGACUCAAGUUAUAAAAAGCAUAAGCAUGCCUUUAUCUUUGUUCGACACAACGCGUUGGAGGAGAUAUUCCUUGCCAGCUCUGAGCCUGAGAUGAAUGACUGGCUUGCACACCUCAACUACGCGGCAGCCUUCAGGACCACUGGUGUGCGCACCACGGGCAUGAUCGCCACGAAUUAUGAGGGACAGCGAUACCGCAAGAGUCAGCGAUUACGCUCGAUAUCUUCACAAAAGUCUCAACAGUCGACGGACAUAGAGCCCCCUUCUCCUAGCAUCGAUACUGACAUUGUUGCCGAAUUUGUUGCUGCGCGGCGCCAAUUAAUGAGCCAAAAAAUCCGGGAAAGAAACGAAAAGCUCGCCGUGUCACAAAAGCAACUGGAUGAUCUUUUACAAAAUGCCCGACACUUGCAAGUGCUCACUCCUCUUCACGCUCGGGCCCGUGAGGGCGUCAUCAUGGCUGCAGGCCGCCUGUCUGCCAAGAUCAAAUGGGUGAGACAGGAUAUCUGGCGUAGCAAAUGUUACCGCCAGGUUCUUCUGCGAGACUUAGGAGAGGAUGAAGAGACAGAGGAAAGUAGGGUCGGGUCGGUCUCUGAACCGACGCAAUCCCAGUCGGACGGAGCACGCCUGGCCUCUCCUUCCGGGCCGUCCGUGACAUCCGAGCCUAGCGUGGAAAGAGCCGGUAGUAUUGUGCAUACCGUCUCUAGCGCCGAUGUCCCCGAGCCUCAUGUGGCACAAACCGAGCAGCCCUCGGAGGCUGGACUGCUGGCUAAACCUUCGAAUGACGAACUGCGUCGUCCCAGUAUCCCAGGAUCUGCCACUUCAGCUGACAUUGCCCGUGUCGGGCGUCGGCGCUCUGCUGUGGCUGUACCCGAACGUGCCAAGUCAUACUCCCCCGAUCCAUCGACCAUUAAACUCGAGCGUGAAGCCUCGCUCCUCAGCCGUGCCAGCCGGUGGGAUGGAGCUAGUCUGGCUUCUCGUACAUCGAAACUGACAUCCCCUGUGGGCUUUGAUGACGGCGAGGAGCGUGUUCUAAGAGAAGCUGGUCUUCUGGAGCUGCCGGCGUCCCCGUCGGCACAUAAGAAUGAAGAGAUUGCCCCUGACGCACUUCCCGGUAAAGACACCGAGGGCGAGACACAUCCACACGACAAGAGCGAUCGACCGAGUCGUGUCCGUCGCAGCCUUCAUCGCACCCUCCGUGAUUCGCAUGCUCAUAGAAACCAUUCUCAUUCGAAGAAGAAACGGGGUUCGGUGUCUAGCAUUGGACAGGAGGAGGACGAUCAACUAUCCGGCGAUGGAGAAGUCCUUCCUCGCAAAGCCCCCAGUUUCACCGUGCAUGGCAAGAAGGCAUCCGUCGUCACAUUCGGGUCUGAAUGGCAGAACAUGCCCCCGGAGGAGCGCCUCAAGCUCCGCAAGCCCACCCCUCAUGAAGAGCCACGGGCGUCGGAUCCUGCUAUAUUGGACGGCGAGUCGAUUAUGACCGACCGCAGCCCCGAACGUCAUUCGGCGCGCAGGACGAGCAACGCAACUGGCCUAAGUGUGCGUACCAGCGACGAUCUGGCGGAGUUCAAGGAUGCGCACGAAGAGCAACCGGAAGAGCAACCGGAAGAGGACUUUGGGAGCCCGGCUUCCCCGGUGAUCACCUCGUUCCCGACCCCAGAUCCCCUAGACACCGAACAUACUCAUUGCUCUCCUUCAUCCACAAUAUACGGCCAUCUUUCCGCGCCAAGACAUGACGGCUCCCCCUCCCCCUCCCCCUCCUCUACAUCUAUCAAUGAGCGAAUCGUUGAUAGCCCGUCCAGCGAAAACAUACGCGAGCAGGCCGUAGGAGCCUGA
Messenger RNA from Penicillium psychrosexuale, 4104 nucleotides. Its product is annotated as Arf family guanine nucleotide exchange factor SYT1. NCBI's taxonomy places the organism in Eukaryota, Fungi, Ascomycota, Eurotiomycetes, Eurotiales, Aspergillaceae. Gene Ontology annotation, biological process: regulation of ARF protein signal transduction. Bases 1 to 4104 code for a protein of 1367 amino acids. Gene Ontology annotation, molecular function: guanyl-nucleotide exchange factor activity. The transcript has 3 exons. The record is from RefSeq and is a predicted model, not a curated record.